Messenger RNA from Bipolaris zeicola 26-R-13, 210 nucleotides. RefSeq lists its product as uncharacterized. The record is from RefSeq and is a predicted model, not a curated record. The coding region runs from base 1 to 210 and encodes 69 amino acids. The transcript has 2 exons. NCBI's taxonomy places the organism in Eukaryota, Fungi, Ascomycota, Dothideomycetes, Pleosporales, Pleosporaceae.
AUGGUCAUGUUGAAUCAAUCUUUGACGGGCACAACAUCUGAUUCCAUCAACACGCGCUCUUCCUACCACGGAUCGAGUUUGGCUGUCACUAUGCCACCGCAAGACCGCUCGAGAGAUGACCCUCCAUCUCCUCCCCCUCAACCUCCGCCUAGCCCAGCUCACUGGAGUCGUCUCGUCUCUAUUGAUACACUGGCCCCACUUGACAUCUAA